AUGGCAAUAUUUGAGAGACCCUUCGGUUAUAGACACAAACUCGAUGACACCCAGACGAUAAUUUGCGUAAUUGAGACAGCACAGGAAGUUAACGGCCACACGGAGUAUUUAUUGCGUUUGCAGCGUGGCGCCCAUAAAGAAAAUUGCUGGAAGAUUUUGCGUCGUUAUAAUGACUUUGCCGAGUUGCACAAAUGCCUCUGCAUUUCAGGUAUCGAUUUGCCCAUGCCAGGCAAGAGGCUUUUUGGUAAUAUGCGACCAGACUUUAUAGCUGAAAGAAGGCAAGCAUUACAGGUUUAUAUAAAUACAGUACUAAUGAAUCCCAUAUUGGCAUCAUCAUUGCCGGCCAAACGGUUCGUCGAUCCGGACAGUUAUUCACAAUCCUUUCAUGAUCAAGCUGUGCAAAAUGCUAUGCUAUGUCUGCGUAGUGAGGGUAUAUGGAUAUUGGGCAGCACCCUCGGGGCAAUAGGAUGGCGUUUACGAAAGCACUACUUCAAGGUGUCACCAAAACCACCGGAAAAGACUGGAAACAAGCUGCUUGUGAAAAGUGGCUCACAAACACAUCAGGGCAAACACUUUGCUUCCUCGAGUAGUAAUGGCGGUGGCGGUGGUGGUAGUAGCAGUGGAUCUAUAGAUGGUGGUAGCUUAGAUCCAUCAGAGCUCGUGUUGGAAUGGAUCGAAUACGGACCGGAUAAAUAUGUAGAUGACAAAGAGAUGGGUGGCAUAUUAAAGAGUCUGAUGGGCUUACAACAUCCGCAUAUCGAGACAGUUGUGUAUGCGGCACACAACGAGAACGGCUGUAUUGCCGUAAGAAGAUUUUACAAGCAAGGCACAUUGAAAGACAUACUUUGUAUGGCUACCCCAAAAAAUCCAUUCCUUAGUAAAUACGGCAACCCAAAGGGUCGAACUGCAUUAACAAUGAAACAAGUAGCGAUCUAUGGACGUCAAAUACUGGAGGCUUUAAUAUUUAUACAUUCAAAAGGAUAUCCAUAUGGUCACUUACACGCUGGAAAUAUUGUGAUUGUUGAUGAUUGCGUUAAAUUAUUGGACAUCGAGAACUAUAUAUUGGGCGUGCCCGCUUUUUAUCGGCCAUUCUUUGUGCAACACAGCAAAAUACAUUCAGUCGAGGCGAUUGAUGUUUAUAGUUUUGGACAUGUUCUAUUCGAAAUGGCAAUGGGAUAUCCUUUGCAAGAAUCUGUAGCGCGUCAAAUUAAUGAAUGUCCGGAAACUUUAAAGAACUUAUUGGAGAGCAUUUUGUCAAAAGAGGCAGUUAGGGCUGGCCUACCAACGCUACAACAACUCAUUAGUCAUCAAUUCUUUGCGCAGCAUGCUAGCAGCGCUGCUGGCGGGUUUAGUUGUUGCAAUGAAGAUUCAAGGAGAACACAUUUUAAACUAUCGCUUAACGCUAAAGAGUUCUUAAAACAAUCGGCACAAAAAGCAGAGUUAAGAUUAAGAGAUGAACAAAAAUCGGUUAAGAAUCAAAAGCGUAUUGUGCGUGUGCAGGAAAUGAUGAGUUCGGAGGAAGAAAAACGAAAAUCAAAACAAAGAGCGAAACUUGAGCAUAAACAGUCAAAACUGAAACAACAAGUCUCACUGCAAGCAGCAGGCAAUGGACGUCUAUCACUUUCGGCGGCUAGCGGUUCUGCAGCGCUCAGCACAUUCGCUGGCAGCAGUAUCGCACCAUUUGAACGCACAGAUAGUGUUUUGAGUAUGAAUAUGCCAAAAGAUUUGGUUGCAGGGUCAUCAACAUUUCAUACGGACGUAAAAUCCCCACCGCCUACGCCAUUCGUGCAUCAGCAUACACAAGAACAACAACAAGAACAGCCGCAACAACAUUCAGCCACCAAACAAAAAACACUACUGGCGAAUGUCGAGCGACAAGCAUCGUCACCAAAUAUUUCCACAGAUACUGAUGAGCAUAGUGGUGAUCCUACGCGUUCGGCACUCUUAGAAUCAAUUUGUAAAUUUAAUCGUGGUUCGUUGCGAAAAGUGCGCUCUAACGAUUAGAAUAUGCUACAUACACUACAUAUAUGUAUAUAUAAAUACGCUAACAGAAAGGGAAAGUUUAUAACCAACUAAACAUAUGUACGUGUAUGUAUGUAUGUCAAGAGUGGUGGGAAGGAACUUUGCAAAUUGUUCCUUUUCAUAUCAUUUCAUGCACAAGAAUUCCAGCCAAAUUCAAUCACCACCUCCAGAUGAAAGCUUUUAUAAUAUGAUAACACACUUUCUAAAAUGCAGCAUCUUCUAAAUUUAAAAAUAAACAAACAUAAGAAGAAAAUACUGAGAAAUAGUAGUCGAUAUAUAUAUAUGAAUUUUACACGUACAUACGUAUUAAUAUCGAAAUUGAUGUAACCGUACAUACAUACAUAGUAUUUACUAAUUAGCACAAACAAAAGUGUAUGCAAAUUAGCAUUAAUCACCUGUAACUCACCAAAUAUGUAAACAAAAACAUAAUACAAUAGUAAAAUUCGUAUAUAAAUAUGUAUAAGUGUGUAUGUACCUACAUUAAAUGUGAUGUUGUGUUGUAGUCCAUAGUCUUUAUAAACGGAAAAUUUUUGCACAAUUUAACAAAAAGAGCCAUAGCAUUAUAUGAAUGUAUGCAUAUUCAAUUCUAGUGAUUUGUGUUAAAGUUUUAUAUAAAAAUGCACUGUAAUUAUUAAAAAAAA
This is a messenger RNA of Ceratitis capitata (Mediterranean fruit fly), 2663 nucleotides long. Its product is annotated as PX domain-containing protein kinase-like protein. The transcript is spliced from 8 exons. Gene Ontology annotation, cellular component: extrinsic component of endosome membrane; early endosome; late endosome. The record is from RefSeq and is a predicted model, not a curated record. Bases 1 to 2004 code for a protein of 667 amino acids. NCBI's taxonomy places the organism in Eukaryota, Metazoa, Arthropoda, Insecta, Diptera, Tephritidae. Gene Ontology annotation, biological process: early endosome to late endosome transport; protein targeting to lysosome; protein phosphorylation. Gene Ontology annotation, molecular function: ATP binding; protein kinase activity; phosphatidylinositol binding.